Molecule: messenger RNA, 1694 nt
Organism: Ailuropoda melanoleuca (giant panda)
Lineage: Eukaryota; Metazoa; Chordata; Mammalia; Carnivora; Ursidae
Product: fibronectin type III domain-containing protein 10-like
Exons: 1
Source: RefSeq, a predicted model, not a curated record
ACCUGCUGCCCGACGUGCACGACGGCGUGCGCUACCGCCUGUGCCUGCAGCCGCUGCCGCUGCGCGCCGAGCCCGCCGCCGCCGCCGCCCCAGAGCCCUCCGGGCCCGCCGAGUGCGUGGAGUUCGCUGCCGAGCCCGCCGGCAUGCGGGAGAUCGUGGUGGCCAUGACGGCGGUGGGCGGCUCCAUCUGCGUCAUGCUGGUGGUCAUCUGCCUGCUCGUGGCCUACAUCACCGAGAACCUCAUGCACCCGGCUUUCGGGCGCCCCGGCCUGCGCAGGCAGCCUUGAAGCACCAGGCGGCCGGCCCGGCCCCACCGGGGCUCUGCCUGCCCGAGAUUGGCGCCCGCUCCCCACUCCUCGCUCCUGCUCCCUCCUUAGGAUCUCCACGCAGGGCCUGCUGGAGACCGGUAGGGCCCCGGCCCGCUAGGGCCUUGGAGUCAUUCAUUGCACGACCUUCCUAGCCCGGCAUCCGCCUCCCAGACUCCAACUCGGGACUGACCCUUGGGCCUGCGCGGGGGUGCCAGCCUCGUCCAGGGCUCUCCCUGCUCUCCAGAGGCCUUUAUAGGGGCCGUCAGGACAUACAGCCCCGUUUAGCAAGAGCCAUUGGCAUCCCCGGGUCAUCACCCUGCGCCUGCAGCCUGUGCCGAGUUGGAAAAAACAGGCUGUCGUCAUUGCUUGGUCACUGUGUGCUUUGCCGACUUGGGGAGGCCCUUGGAGCCUGUCCUCUCCCCACCUCACCCCAGUGGGCUUAGAUUAGCGUUGUGCCUUAGUGUCUUGGGCCCACUGUGGGAGCCAGCCACCCGUCCUGUGCCGUCCAAGGGGGUCUGUGGCCCUGGCACUGGCUGGCUUGUGUGUGCUUCCGGCCAGAGCCUCCUGGGAAACCCCCCCCUUCAAGCUCUGCAGGAGCCUCAAGUGUGGGUAAGCAGCGUCCGGUGUUGUUUCCCUGCCUGGCCGUCUGACAGGCUGGGAGCCAUGAUGUAGCACGCCAGGUGGACCCGGCCUCUGAUCUUCGUGUCCAGGGCCGAGUGUCCUCUGACCUUGGGGGAAGCUGGCAGUUCUCCAGGGCUGCCUCUCAUUUUCUUUUGUGGGUGCUGAUUCUGAUGAGGGCUUUCCAUGGUGAGUGGGGGCAAGUGGCUGGGAAGAGAGGGCUCGUCUCAAACGACAGUGUUGUAUCCAGAGAGCAGAAGAAUUGAUGCUGGCCUCCUCGCCCAGCACAACUGGCCACUGUGGUCUGGAUCCACGCCUCAACCGCAGCAUGAUGGACAGCACCGUCCCACCCGUUACUCGCGCUGGCAGCCAAGAAAGAGCCUAGAAUCUGGCUGGUGAUGCUGCUACCCACUGGACUGAAGGCUGGCCCUGUCCCUUCCUGGGAAGACCCGAGCACCCUGGCCAAGGUUGCUUCCUGAGCUGGUCACCUGGCAUCACCGGGAGGGGUAAGGUGUACUUGGCUCUCCUCGAGUCCCUGACUGUGACCAUCCUGGACCUGGCACUUCUGGAGUCACUGUGGCUAACCCCUCCCCACCCUCCCCCCGGUGACCACCAGCGACCCCAGGUCCUGGCUGGUGCCCCCACAGUGCCCACUCCCUACCUCUCUGUCUUUGCUCGGCCUGCCCCUGGCAUGGCGCUGGUCAGGCGUGAGCCUGGUGUCAAUGUCUAAAUGUCCAUCAUUUUAGACCAAAACCACUGGCUUGUGUG